Messenger RNA from Cladophialophora bantiana CBS 173.52, 606 nucleotides. RefSeq lists its product as uncharacterized. Bases 1 to 606 code for a protein of 201 amino acids. Gene Ontology annotation, molecular function: heme binding; catalase activity. Gene Ontology annotation, biological process: response to oxidative stress; hydrogen peroxide catabolic process. Lineage: Eukaryota; Fungi; Ascomycota; Eurotiomycetes; Chaetothyriales; Herpotrichiellaceae. The record is from RefSeq and is a predicted model, not a curated record. Gene Ontology annotation, cellular component: cytosol. The transcript is spliced from 3 exons.
AUGGAUGCUUCAUCCAAAGGCCGCUACCCAUUUAUGGAGCGAGGCUGGGUAAAGCAAUUCCAAAUCCUCCAUCGGAAAAUGAGAACCGUCGUCGAACUCGAUCCUGCGAUCAGGCGGAAUAUGCUGCAUAUAAAGCCAUGGACAAGCCGUUCAAUGGUUCCUCAACAAAAUAUCCUUGAACUCUGCAAGAUAGAACGUUUGGAAAGCACGCCUACUAAACUCCAAGCCGCAACGGUCGAUACCAAUGGACAAAUUGAAACCACAGAUAAUGGCGCGCCGGCAAAUGCCUCGAAUUCCCUUCGAAAUGGGCCGCGUGGUUAUAAUCUCCUCGAGGAUGUCAGCGUCCGCAAGAAGAUGCUUCAUUUUGACCGUGAACGUGCUCCCGAAAGAGUGGUCCAUGCACUUUGCCAUGGCGCCUGGGGUCAAUUCGAGUCUAUGGGCGACUGGAGUAAUAUUACUUCCGCGUGCUGGCUGCAGUCCGGCGCAGUGAGUGAAGUCUUUACGAGAUUCUCGGUGGUUGUUGCCAGCACUGGUGGAAGUGAGGUAGGGAGAGACACUCAUGGUUUUGCAACAAAAAUUUACAGUCAAUGCGGCAACCAAGACUAG